GAAGUCCACAUACAGCUUGGAGACCUUUAUGGGUACGGUAUGAAAGAUGACAUCCAAGACGUCUCCACGGAUUGCAAGGAGCUUUUCCGAGAGCAAUUUGUGGUGUAGCCUGCCGUGUUGGUUGAUAUAAGGCGGACUAUCGCCGAUCGCCAUGCGCAGAAUUUCUAGCCGCAGCUCGCAGGGGAGCUUUUGGAAAUUGAACGUUGGGCCCUCUUCAAGAGGCAUGGCAGCCUGGACAGCGCCAGCAGCCUUGCCAUCCAGCUUAGGGGUGAUUUUCUGCCCGUGGCAUAGUUGUCGGGGUUUUGAAAGGAUGCUUCCCAUGUUCGCAGAGUGACGCGAGGUGAGAGAAGGCAAGCGUAAUGGUGCUGUCAAGAUGCAAGGAACAAGAGUCUGAGGCUUGGUACAAGAUUUUCGCUGUACCAGAGAUUGAGACAUGGACACUUGGUCACUGCUACUCGACGUUCCCACUGGAGCCAGAGGCGGUAACUUACACGCUACCUCAGACCUUGACAUCAGCAUCGACAACGAACCAGCAAGAUAAUAGGGAGAUCGAACAUGCGAAGGCCAGACUCGAACGAGCCUUUCGGCUGGCGAUGAGUGAGUUUACACUCUCACCACGACGUCUGCAACGUUGCCCGAAUCUGUGGUAUGGCAUCGGAUCAGCUGGCUUUGGAAGUAAGAACUCAAGUUGGAGUAUACCUUCACUUACGGCUGACCUCCGCCAAAUGCGCACGCAAUGUAUUUUGUGCUUGCUUGCUUCGGCACAGUAUGCUUCCGCAGCAGCUGCACUUUUGCAUUAUCCUGCACGUCAAUGUCAUCAUACCUCCUACACGGCUGCGAAUAUGCGUGCCAAGGACUAUGGUUUCGACGGACUGAGCAGCGCAUCCUUCGCCGAAGGGCUCAUGCUGCCAAGGCAAUCCUUCGGCCAACGACAAAAGUUAACAUCGUCCUCUCUCCUUCAUUGAUUCGGGGCCGUUCAAGAACUUCUGCUAGACAAGACACUGCCGGAAAAUCACUUCCUUCGUCACCACCCGUGUCGCAUCGUCGAUUCCGCAGAACCUUUUGCUUUUACACAAUUGCCAAGCAUACAGCGGCUUCAUGAGGACCAAUUUGUUAAUGAUCCGACCAAAGUGCCAAAAUUCUCAUCUCUAGCGCUCCAUCGUGCUUCUAAGGCAGUCUUGUGUAUGCUGUUGGAAUGCAUAUCGGGAGACUCGAUGUGAUAGGACGACGAACUGUAUCAGAUUCUUGGCUGAUGUUGUACAGCAGCAGCACUCCCGAAAGCGUCUACAGAUGGCAACAACGUUUUCUUCAUUCAAGGCGCAAUAGCAUAAUGCAGUCAGCCGUGGAGCAGCUUUUCCAAUGAACCUGCCUAUUCCAGGCUCAAAAAUCAGAGGGUGCUAGUCUACCAAAAGGACCAUCGUGGUGAGGCAGCAUCCUACUGCUGGCGAAGACUGCUGAUCGCGGGCAACGAAGCACGCCCAGGAACAGCAUUUCGGCUAAAAUAUGUCCACUCAAGCACUUCGCGACCAUGUGGUACUGCCAUGAGAAUGGAUCGUCCACCACGUGCGGAUAUGCGGCAGCUCUUGUGACGGGCAAUGUUGCUGGCCGCUUGGUAUCGCACAUCACUUCUACGUUCGUAUCGAUUCCGCUGCUUUCAUGACCACUGCCUGCGCUUAU
Molecule: messenger RNA, 1677 nt
Organism: Cercospora beticola
Lineage: Eukaryota; Fungi; Ascomycota; Dothideomycetes; Mycosphaerellales; Mycosphaerellaceae
Source: RefSeq, a predicted model, not a curated record